Zeugodacus cucurbitae (melon fly) is the source of this 2002-nucleotide messenger RNA. RefSeq lists its product as uncharacterized. The record is from RefSeq and is a predicted model, not a curated record. Bases 269 to 1009 code for a protein of 246 amino acids. The transcript has a single exon. NCBI's taxonomy places the organism in Eukaryota, Metazoa, Arthropoda, Insecta, Diptera, Tephritidae.
AAAAGUUUUGAACAACAAAAUAAACGAAAAGAGGAAAAAUAUUAUUAAACAAUUUAAUAGUUUAUAAAUAUUAAAAAUUAUAAUAUAAACUCUGAAUAAUUAUUAAAAAAUAAAAUUUUGAAAUCUCAAAAAAAUAUUAAAAAAAUGAAUUUUGAAAUUUUGGAAAGUAAAAAUAAUAUUGAAAGCAUUCAAAACUCUUAAAACAUUUUCCAAACUCAAACUCAAAAUUCCCCACAAAAUAUCAACAACUUUAAAUGAACUAUCGAAAAUGUUUCUGCGCCGCGCCAUACAAGUCGCCACAGUGCUAAUCUAUUGGUUCGUCAUUGUGCCGGUGAUUGCGAAAUAUUUGGAGGACAUCAAGUGGAUGCGUCGCGGUAAAUGGACGCGUAAGAAAUUGGGCUUUUACGGCAUAGCCGCCUUCGCCUUCAUCUUCAUCUAUUUCCUCUGCAUGUACGCCUACAUGCUGUGCAAGCGUUGGGAGCGUAAAAUCCUCACCGAUAUGAAACAAUCCGUCUCAAAAGCAGCCGAAUCCGAAGUGCCCUCAGCGGCCACAUCAAUGGCGACGGUCGCCGAAUUGGAGCCACUCGAACGUAUAAGGCCGACGCGUCCAGCCAUCUUACCAGGGCCACCUGUGCACAGUGCGAGCGCACAAUUACUCACCAAGGAGCAGUUGGCGCAAGAGCAGGAUGCCAAUCAGCACCAGCAGCAACACCAACGACCAACUGGCGCACGCAGUAAAGUGAAAAUUUUACGUUCGGCGCCCAAAAUACCCACAGUGCAUCGUUUUCUGCCCUCUCCCACCACCACUACACUGCCUGUAAUUGUCCCUGCACCUUUGGCGCCGCUACAGGAGCAUCCCUACAGCAAUGAGUUGGAGGCGAAGAAUAAGCGUUUGAGUCGCGCGGAGCGUUUGACCACGGAGUUAGCGGAUAUUUUGCGGCGUUAUUAUCGCAUGAGUACGGGUAAUGGCGGCAGUAAGGCACCCACAACAAUGGUGGAGCGUGUGUAAGUGUGUGAAGAAAGGUGGAAAAUAUUAGAAAAUUGCAUAGUAAAUUGGUCUUAAAGCUUUUGAAUAGUUUUUACAUAGUGUUUAGAGAUUUUUCCUGAACUCGAAAUGGUAUUUUGGUGGAGAGAUAAGUCGAAAAAAGCUUUAUAGAUAAAACUUGAGUCUAAAAAUCAACAUUGGCAUAUUACAGUGAAUAUUUAGAAUGUGUGUAAGUGGUGAAAUGAAAAAAAGAAAGUGGAGAAAAAAAUAAAGAAAAUAUUUUAAGAGUUGCUUAGAAGCAAUUUUAUAAAUUUUCACGCAAAUUCGUUUGCAAAAAUAUGACUCAUACUAAAAUGAGUUAUCGAAGAUGACGAUGAUAAUUUUUCUUUCGAAAAACGAUUUGUGAAAGCUAUAAAUUAUAGUUUAGAUGGAAGCUCUUUAGUGAAAUAAAGAUUUUAAGAGAUGCUUAGAAGCAAUAUUUCAAUUUCUCACCAACAUUCGUUAGUAAAAAUACGACUCAUACUAAAAUGAGUUAUCGAAGAAGAUAAACGAUUUGUGAAAGUUCAAAAUGAAAGCUUACACGAAAUGCUUUUAGUGAAAUAAACUAAAUGAAAUACUAUAAUAUGAACCGAAAAUGGAGAAAAAAAUAUAAACUCUAAUGAAAGCUCUGUGGUAAUAUAGUGUAACCUACGGUGUGAUGAAUCACCAAAAUGAAUUAUAAUUUAAAAACUAUAAAUAAGGAAUUAGUUUUUAAUAUAUUUUAUUCGUUUAAAAUUUAUUGAGCAAUAUAAAUAAUUUUGAAAAAAAUGUAUAUAAAUAUAAAUAAAAAUAUGCCUAAAUAUUGAUAAAUAAUAAAUAAAUAAAAAUAAUCUAUAAGAAUUGGUCCAUAUUGGAAAAAUAUAAAAGUGAAAGUUUAAAAAGAAGCUUUAUAAACAGUAACAAUAUAAUUAAUAUAAAAAGCACAUGUAAAGAAUUAAUUAAACUUAAUAAACAUUAGGUUAAAAACAAGGAUAAUAA